UGUUCAAUUUCUCCAAAUCCAAACACACCCAACAAACAUUUUCACAAAAAGUAUUAUAUUCUUGUAAAAUUUUCUUUGUUUUCCCAUCAAAAUAUCCACAUAGUGCUCAAUAUGAUGGUGUGCCAAGAAGAGCCAUUGGUGAACCAAAUUAGUGAAUUGUAUGAGAAAAUCUCAAAUCUUGAGAGUCUUAAACCAUCAGAAGAUGUCAACAUGUUGUUUACACAACUUGUACAUACUUGCAUGCCUCCUAAUCCCAUUGAUGUCACAAAAUUACCUAACCAAAUUCAAGAAAUGAGGUCUAAUCUAAUUAGUCUUUGUGGUGAGGCUGAGGGACUUCUUGAAAAACAUUAUUCUUCACUUUUAGUCUCAUAUGAUAACCCUAUAGACCAUUUUGAUAUUUUUCCUUAUUAUUCCAACUAUCUUAAGCUUAGUUUAUUAGAGUACAACAUUUUGACCCAACACUCCACCCAUGCACCCAAACGGGUCGCCUUUGUGGGGUCUGGUUCUCUCCCUCUUACAUCAAUUGUGCUCGCCCUUAACCACCUUUGUGAAACCCAAUUCGAUAACUAUGACAAUGACCCAUUUGCUAAUGAGAUGGCAGCCCGGUUGGUGGAGCCCGACCCAGACUUAUCAGUCCGGAUGAAAUUUCACACUAAGGAUGUCAUGAGUGUGGGGAAAGAGGAACUUAAAGAGUAUGAUGUUGUUUUCUUAGCUGCCCUUGUUGGAAUGAACAAGGAAGACAAAAUCAAAAUCAUUCAUCACUUAGCCAAGAAUAUGGCACAAGGUACAACCCUAAUGGUUCGAAGUGCACAUGGUGCUCGGGCUUUCUUGUACCCGGUUGUUGACCCAGAAGACCUUUGUGGGUUUGAAGUCCUCUCGGUUUUCCAUCCAAUGGACGAGGUCAUCAACUCUAUUGUGAUAGCAAGGAAGGCCGUUGACAAUGAUCUUUCUUCAUCCCUAUACCCUAUUGAGUGGGAACAAAACCAUACUCAAAAUAUUUCUCCUUUAAGGUUGCAAAGUUGCAAGUGUUUGGAAAUUCAACCAUUUAACCCAUUAAAAUAUGGAAACAUACUUGGAGAACUAGCUUCUAGUGGGCAUCAAUAAGCUAUUAAGGUGUUACAUUAAGACAAUCACAAACUAGUGUAUGAGAUGAUGUCAUCGAGAGACGCUCCUUAUACUUUGAUGAAAUAGCUCAUUUAAUAUGUAUUAUGAAAAUAUAGGCUUCUUAUUUGAGUUUUUUUAACUGAGAGACAGUCUCUCACACGUAUAGCUCACAAUCACAAUAUGUAGAGCCCAACUAAGCUACAUACUCUCUUACCAUUCUUGUUAUAAUCUUUCUAGCUAAUUUUGUUAUUUCUCCCUUGUUAUUGCAAUAAAGAAUAUAAAUAUUUAGUGAGCAUAAGAUAUAUAUUAUAUUAUGCGUGAUCAUGUAGUUGUGUCGGUGUCAUAUCCAACGUCUCAAUAUUUCUCCAAUGAAAAUCUUCAAUUUCGUAGAAGGAAACUUCAUGUAUCGUAGCCCUACACAUGAUCAUUAUUUGAUCAAACCCUAAUGCAUUUUAGUCCUGGAUCAUCUUUUGUUUUAUCAAGCUCGGGCGUCUCAUAAAUUUUGGCGUCACGUGUCAAUUCUAUCUCAUAGACUCUUACAAUCUCUAAAUUAAAACAAAAAAUCAAAAUAUUAAUAUAUGAUAAAAUCUUU
Molecule: messenger RNA, 1696 nt
Organism: Amaranthus tricolor (Joseph's coat)
Lineage: Eukaryota; Viridiplantae; Streptophyta; Magnoliopsida; Caryophyllales; Amaranthaceae
Product: nicotianamine synthase-like
Exons: 1
Coding region: 112-1104 (330 amino acids)
Biological process (GO): nicotianamine biosynthetic process
Molecular function (GO): nicotianamine synthase activity
Source: RefSeq, a predicted model, not a curated record